GAAGAGAACAAGUAUUUCUAAAUAAUAUAUCACGAUAACCUGAAUGGGGCACUUUUCGGAGUUCCUUAUGAGGACGAAUGGGCAGCUUAUCAUAUUACUGGACUGACCUGUGCAUUACGUCCGCCUACCGGCCCUGGUGAUUACCGGUUGUGAGCUGUUGCAAUUACCCCUGCACCCAAGUAUUAAUCGUAAAAAAAUAGUGUGAUGCCACUUCUAUUCAAUUCAAUCCAUUGUGGCUUUUGGUUGUACAGAUUUGCUUCAAUGGUUCUUUUAAAAGAACGAGGUGUAGUUGGCAAAAACACUCAUACAACACUCUCUGAGCCGAACUAUAGAGACGAAAUAAUGUGAAAACUACCACCAGGAUUGAAAACCUGGUUGCUGAAUCGAUUGCAGAAAAUAAAAAUAUUAAGGCAAUGAUGGCAGCUCUAAUGUCUAGGCUUAGGCCUAGAUCAAGAUCGAACUUCGAACAGAACAUCUCGUGUUCGAUGCUGAAUAUACAGACACGAAGAAUAUACAGCCCUCAAUUUCUAGUUGGUUGUUUUGCUGUUUUUGUUGUCUACUGUAUGUUCAUAAUAAUUUCAACUUCUGCAAUUUUUGAAGAAGAAAUUAAUUUGAAUGCACCAAAUAUUCAAACAGCAAAUACAUUUCCAUGGGAACAAGACGAUGCUGAGAAGAUAGUUUAUAGAAGAUUUACAAAAACGAAGCAAAUGGUUAUACCUGAUAAUAAGAAUGAAAACAAAAUUCAAAGGAAAGAUAAAUUUAUGAUGGAACAGCCUCAAGUACAGAAUUCACGAAAAGAUACCCAAGAUACAUUUAUGAUGGAACAGUCUGAAGUACAGAAAUUACGAAAGGAUACACUGAACGAAGUCUGUCAAAAGAAUCCAAAAUUGCAAUCAGGAGAUAUUUCACAUGAUACUCUGCGACAUAUAUAUGUACACGAAUCAACAAAAGUAUUAUACUGUUUUGUACCAAAAGUGGCUUGUAGCAAUUGGAAACGAGUCCUGAUGGUCAUCAGUGGUCACAGAAAAUCAAUUGAAGAAAUUACAUCGAAAGAAGCUCAUUUCAAAAACGGAAUGAAACGACUCGUUGGUUACAGUACGACAGAGAGAGAUGAAAUGCUUCGUUCAUAUAAAAAAUUCAUGUUCGCUAGAAAUCCGUUCGUACGAAUCCUCUCAGCUUACAAAAACAAGUAUCAGGACACCGCAAUGUACAAGAAAGAGACAUAUUUUCAUAUAUUCGCCAAACGUAUUAUGAAAAAAUAUCGAAAGAACCCAUCUGAACAUGAUCUGAAGACGGGCGAAGGAAUUACAUGGACUGAAUUCGCCCAGUACCUUGCAGACCCUAGUCAAUAUAGAGGAUUUGAUGACCACUGGGAAGAGAUAUAUAGACUUUGUUCACCUUGUAAAGUUGAGUAUGACUUCAUUGGCAAACUAGAAACAAUCAGCGAUGAUGCAAAAUACAUCCUGAAAUCUUUAAAUGUCGAUGAUAAGGUUUCAUAUCCAGCAAGAGCUAACAGUCACCCAACAAAUAGUACACAAGAAUUUGAUAAUUAUUAUGGAAAAUUAGACUCGAGUAUAUUGCAACGCUUGUGGGAAAUAUAUGAAUUGGAUUUUAAACUAUUUGGCUAUAAGAAGCCAAACAUAUUAAAUUAGCAACCAGUGUCACUGAAAGGCACAUAACAUGAUACCAUCAUACAUCACCCCCAUUGUACCUAUAAUUAAUAUUGCGAAAGGUACGCUCUCUGGCAGCAGCCAAAACAUCUCUAAGCCAGCCCACUGGACUCUACGAUAGGUAAGGGUACACCCAAAAACAUUGGCCCAUAUAGGUGUUCUAUAACUUUGAUUGGCAACUCGCACCUCCGGCAAAAAUAUUCUGGAUCUGCCCCUUUCAAAAGAGAUGAGAUAAAAACAUUAUUACUGUCCUUACUACAAUAAGAUGUAUGUGUGUAAUGUAUGUAAUGAAUAGAGAUCUGCAUUUAAAAGCCAUGCUCCGGAGGAAAAAAAAUGACCAUAUGUUGUAAAACUCAUUUUUCUAAGACACAAAAAGCAUAUUUGAUUACGAACUCGGGAGCGGUUAAUUAGAAAGAUUUUAGAAUAUUAAAAAAACUUGGGGAAAAGGGGCAUAACCACCCUCUAUUUACCUUUUCCCACCAGUUUUUAAAUGUUCAAAAAUCUGUUGAAUUUUUCGUCAAAUAUGCUUUUUGUGUCUUAGAAAAAUCAGUUUUUCUAAGAGCCUCUGGAGCGUGGCUUUAACAUUACUUCCUAAUACCAUCUGUGGUGAAGUCAAACAAUAAAUAAAAAAAAUUGAAUUGCUCAUUAUCAAGUUAAUAAUGAGAUAAUUUUUCCAAUUGCUUUGCUUAACACUGUGUAUCAGUAAUUAAUGUGUGGUCAAUAAAUCAACAUUAUUUUUUGAAACAAGUACAAGAUAACUUUUAUUAUGUGAUCAUUCCAUACGGUUCAUGUAUUGCAAAUGGAACAAUAUAGGACAUUAGCUAAAAGAUACUGAUGCGCAUGGCUUUGUUCAUAGGAACUACAUUAUCCAAACAUGUGUAGUCUUUUACAUUGUAAAUAAACUUAUUCAUGUUAUUGUUAA
Molecule: messenger RNA, 2592 nt
Organism: Anneissia japonica
Lineage: Eukaryota; Metazoa; Echinodermata; Crinoidea; Comatulida; Comatulidae
Product: carbohydrate sulfotransferase 11-like
Exons: 4
Coding region: 414-1652 (412 amino acids)
Biological process (GO): carbohydrate biosynthetic process
Cellular component (GO): membrane
Molecular function (GO): sulfotransferase activity
Source: RefSeq, a predicted model, not a curated record